Messenger RNA from Centrocercus urophasianus (Greater sage-grouse), 3291 nucleotides. RefSeq names its product trifunctional purine biosynthetic protein adenosine-3-like. Gene Ontology annotation, molecular function: phosphoribosylamine-glycine ligase activity; ATP binding; metal ion binding. Bases 1 to 3108 code for a protein of 1035 amino acids. The transcript is spliced from 21 exons. Gene Ontology annotation, biological process: adenine biosynthetic process; 'de novo' IMP biosynthetic process. NCBI's taxonomy places the organism in Eukaryota, Metazoa, Chordata, Aves, Galliformes, Phasianidae. The record is from RefSeq and is a predicted model, not a curated record. Gene Ontology annotation, cellular component: cytosol.
AUGGCUGAUCGAGUGCUUGUGAUCGGCAGUGGAGGCAGAGAGCAUGCAUUGGCCUGGAAGCUGGCCCAGUCCCCACAUGUAAAACAAGUGUUUGUUGCUCCUGGAAACGCAGGGACAGCCAACAGUGGAAAAAUUUCAAAUUCAGCCGUUUUAGUGAGCAAUCACACUAUUGUUACCCAGUUCUGCAAAGAUCAUAACAUUGGACUUGUAGUAGUUGGACAAGAAACUCUUUUGGCAGCUGGUAUUGUUGAUGACUUACAAGCAGCUGGAGUAAGAUGUUUUGGACCAUCAGCAAAAGCAGCUCAGCUAGCAUCCAACACCAGUUUUGCCAAAGCUUUUCUGGAUCGACAUGGGAUCCCAACAGCAAGAUGGAAAGCUUUUACCAAUCCCCAGGAAGCCUGUAGGUUUAUUAUCAGCACAGACUUUCCUGCUCGAGUGGUACGGGCAAGGGGCCCUGCAGCUAGAAAGGAAGUGACUAUUGCAGCCAGCAAAGAGGAAGCCUGCAAAGCUGUCCAAGAGAUUAUGCAGGACAGAAUGUUUGGAGAGAUCGUUGUCAUUGAAGAACUUCUUCAAGGGGAAGAACUUUCUUGCCUGUGUUUCACGGAUGGUGUCACUGUUGCCUCAAUGCCCCUAGCCCAGGCCCACAAGCGGUUGUUGGAUGGUGACCAGGGUCCAAAUACUGAAGGAAUGGGAGCCUACUGCCCGGUUCCUCAGGUACCAGAAGUUCUAGAGAAAAUCAGUGAUGCUAUCCUUCAACAUGUGAUUGACAGUCUGAGACAAGAAGGAGCAGCAUAUGUAGGUGUGCUGCAGAUGGGGUUAAUGCUUACCAAAGAUGGUGUGAAAAUUUUAAACUUUAAAUGUCAGUUUGGUGACCCCCAGUGCCAGGUAAUUCUUCCACUGCUUAAAAAUGAUUUUUAUGAAGUGAUUCAAGCAGCAAUUGAUGGCAAACUCUGCAGCUUCAUGCCAGCCUGGUCAGAAAACAGUACAGCUGUGUGUGUGGUCAUGGCAAGUCUGGGAUACCCAGGAGACUAUGACAAAGGCAUGGAAGUAACAGGGCUGCUUCCAGCCAAAGAGUUAGGGCUGCAGGUGUUCCACGCUGGCACAACAGUGAAGGAUGGCAGAGUGGUUACAAGUGGUGGCAGAGUCCUCUCCGUUACUGCUGUUAAGGAGGAUCUGAUGACAGCACUGGGAGAAGCCAACAGGGGAGUAGCAGCCAUAUGUUUCAAGGGUGCCACAUACAGGAGGGACAUUGGCCAUCGGGGCAUUCGACUUCUCAAACAGUCUCUGGGUUUGAUAUACAAAGAGAGAUGUGUGGAAGCUGUAACCAGUGAUGUUUUGUUUUACCAGCUGAAAAGAUCAAUUGUAAGUCGUACCAGAUCAGGCAGUCAUUCAGAAGUAAGAGGCUUUGCUGGUUUCUUUGAUUUAAAAGCAUCUGGUUAUGAUGAUCCUAUCCUGGUAUCUCAAACGAAAGGCCUUGGACCUAAACUUCAGAUCGCACAAGCGUGUAAGAGACAUGACACCAUAGGACAGGACCUGGUUGCCUUGUGUGUUAAUGACAUCCUGGCUCAAGGGGCAGAGCCCCUCUUCUUUCUUACCUAUUUUUCCUGUGGCAAACUUGAUGUCAAAGUGACUGAAGCAAUCAAAGAAGGAAUAGCUGACGCAUGCAGAAAUGCAGGAUGUGCUUUCCUAGGCAGGGAGAUUGCUGAGGUGACUAGCAUGUAUUCUUCUGGAGAGUAUGACUUGGCUGGCUUUGUGGUUGGUGCAGUGGAGCGAGGACAGAUGCUUUUGGGUCUGCAGAGAGCUGAUGAGGAGGAUGUGCUUAUUGGACUGGCCUCUUCUGGGAUUCACGGCCGAGCCUUUUCCAUCAUAAGGAAGAUACUCUUAAUGUCCUCCCUGCACUACUCCUCUCCAGCGCCUGGCAGUUGUGGUGACAAGACUCUAGGAGAUGUAUUGCUGACUCCAGCAAAACUGUACAGUCCAUCUUUGGUGCCUGUUCUUCGCUCAGGGCAUGUGAAGUCUUUUGUCUUUAUUGCUGAGGAAGGGUUGCUGGAAGGCAUCUCUCGAAUCCUGCCAGAACAUGUCAGCGCUGUCCUGGAUGCCCUUACCUGGAAGAUGCCUGAGAUCUUCUGCUGGCUCUAUAAGGAAGGAAACCUCUCUGAGAAGGAGAUGGCCCAGACAUUUAAUUGUGGGAUUGGUGCAGUCUUGGUUGUGCAGAAGGAGUUGGCCCAGCACGUUCUCAGGGAUGUACAGAGACAUGAGGAAGCUUGGCUGAUUGGAAAAGUUGUUGCCCCUUGUCACACAGGAGGUUCUCACAUCAAAGUUGAGAAUCUUCUUGAAGCUCUACAGCUGAGCAGCCCCCAGCAUCUGCUGAAUAACACUGUUGUAGAGAGUCAACAACAACCCAGAAAGAACAAAGUUAAAGUAGCUGUUCUCGUCUCUGGAACAGGCACAAAUCUUGCUGCUCUCAUCAAUUACGCAAAAGAACCAGGCAGCUGUGCUCAAGUUGUCCUUGUCAUCUCCAGCAAGUCUGGUGUGGAAGAACUACGAAAUGCAGCCCGUGCUGGAAUUCCCACCAGGGUGAUUGAUCACAAGUUAUAUGGGAGUCGCUCUGAAUUUGACAGCACAAUUGACCGAGUUCUUGAAGAAUUUGCUGUUGAACUGAUAUGUCUUUCAGGAUUUAUGAGAAUAUUGUCCAGUCCUUUUCUCAGGAAAUGGAAGGGGAAAAUUCUGAAUGCUUCCCCAUCGCUUUUCCCACCAGUCAAGGUUGGAAAUGCGCAUCAGCACUCCCUCCCAACUGGAUUCAAAGUCACUGGCUGCGCUGUGCAUUUUGUCCUGGAGGAAUCUUGUCCAAAAGCAGUAAUCCACCAGGAGCCGGUAUCUGUGAAGGCAGACGACACUGAGGAGAUGCUGUCAGAAAGGGUUAAGGAAGCUGAGUGCCGGGCUUUUCCCAUCGCCCUGCAUCUAGUGGCCAGUGGGGCAGUGCAACUAGGAGCUGAUGGUAAAACCUGCUGGAAACAAGAGAGGCAAAGUCUGCGUCUUCAAGAAGAGAAAAAUGACUUCACUUCCUCUCUGGUGAUACCAGAGCCACAAGAAAAUGAUGUGGUGUAGCCAGGUUUUCCUUUCCUUCUUCCUUCCCGCCAUGUGCUUCUCUUUGCAGGUGUAUUAAUGUUUCUGGCUUUCAUUCUGAGCCAUGAUCAGUUUUUCUGGGCUUGCACAUUUAGUUACACUUAGUUUUCAAAACUGGCUGUGGGAUCCAAACUCAUUUCAGAUCUUGAAUUUCUUUGUUCUGCA